GUUGUCUUUGGUUUUAUAACAACUUGGUUUCUUGAUUGUCCUCAGUUUUGUCGUGGUUUCAAAUAAAGAUAAAUAAUUAUUUUGUACGGCAGAAUUAAGUAACAAUCUAAAAUGUCAAUUUUAGCCUACAAUGGUGGUGCAGUGGUGGCGAUGAAAGGUCAAGACUGUGUAGCCAUAGCUACGGAUAAGCGUUUUGGUAUACAAGCUCAAACCAUAUCCACAAACUUUCCCAAAGUCUACCAAAUGGGGCCUACUUUGUACGUCGGUCUACCUGGUCUAGCCACCGACACACAGACUGUAUUCCAAAGGCUUAAAUUCAGGAUGAAUUUGUAUGAGUUAAAAGAGAAUAGAGUAAUGAGGCCAAAGACAUUCUCAGCCAUGUUGUCCAACUUAUUGUAUGAGAAGCGUUUUGGACCAUACUUCAUUGAGCCUGUCAUUGCAGGCCUCGACCCUAUUGAUAAUCAACCUUAUGUCUGUAAUAUGGACCUGAUUGGCUGUCCCAAUGAGCCGGAAGAUUUUGUAGUGUCAGGAACAUGUUCGGAACAGUUGUAUGGUAUGUGUGAAGCAUUGUGGGAACCCAAUCUCAAGCCCAAUGAGUUAUUUGAAACUAUCUCACAGGCUCUAGUGAACGCUGCAGACCGCGAUGCUAUCUCUGGUUGGGGCGCGGUCGUUUACAUCAUAGAAAAGGACAAAAUCACCGAGAAACAUGUCAAGACAAGGAUGGAUUAAUUUUUCGUGUAUAUUUUCUCUCUUUUUAAUAAACAU
Molecule: messenger RNA, 765 nt
Organism: Papilio machaon (common yellow swallowtail)
Lineage: Eukaryota; Metazoa; Arthropoda; Insecta; Lepidoptera; Papilionidae
Gene: Prosbeta3
Product: proteasome subunit beta type-3
Exons: 5
Coding region: 112-729 (205 amino acids)
Biological process (GO): proteasome-mediated ubiquitin-dependent protein catabolic process
Cellular component (GO): proteasome core complex; proteasome core complex, beta-subunit complex
Source: RefSeq, a predicted model, not a curated record